AUGGCUUUGAAUACUAACAAUGAUCCUUUGAUGUGCAAGUGCUUCCCUACAAGUUUGGCUAGACCAGCCCUCAAUUGGUUCAAGAAUCUGGCUCAAGGCUCAAUCGCUAGUUUCCAGGACUUGUGUGACAAGUUCAUAAGCCAGUACUAUGGGAAUAAACGCUCGGCUAAGGAUGUAUCAAGCUUUUUCACAAUGAAGCAGCAUAAAGAUGAACAACUCCAAGCUUUCCUCACCUGGUUUAACCUUGUUAAAAGCAUGGUAAUGGAAUGUCAUCCGUCCAUAACGGUCCAAGCAUUUAAACUUGCAAUGAACCGGGGUACACCGUUCCACACAAGCUUGGUGGUCAAUACGUCGAAGACCAUGGACGAGCUAAACGAGAGAGUUGAUGGUUUUGUGCAUCUUGAAGAAGAAGAGGCAGCUAAUGCAAGGAAAAUGUCAAUUAUUUCAACAGAAGAGAAGUCCAAAGCCAAGAUCCGGCAAAAACAAGCUCAGCCACAACGUCAAACCUCCUAG
Cornus florida is the source of this 513-nucleotide messenger RNA. RefSeq lists its product as uncharacterized. Bases 1 to 513 code for a protein of 170 amino acids. The record is from RefSeq and is a predicted model, not a curated record. Lineage: Eukaryota; Viridiplantae; Streptophyta; Magnoliopsida; Cornales; Cornaceae. The transcript has a single exon.